AUCCAGUGGAAAUACCAACUGAUAAAAUUCUCACAAAUGUCAGCCGAUGCUAUUGUAUAGUGCAUUCUAAACCGGCUGAGUCUAGGAUACAAUUAUAAGUACAUUCACUUAUUGAUCUGAAGAGCCUGCCUCCUGAGAUAUUUAUAUAUAUACAGUGGAAUGUUCACCUUCUGGAUUCUAAAUAUGUGCAAUGUUUUGGUAAACUUGAACUGUAAACAGUAGUCUGAAAUCUUCUACCCCCACUGAACACUGCCGAUGUAGAACGCAUACAUGCAGCAGAUGAAACAUUAGAAUUCCUAGUGAAUUUAACACCGCAGGAUUACAAGAUACCAAAGAUAAGCGAAUAUUUUAAGGUUUGCUUCAGUGAUGCCCAAGAUGUCAGGGUGUGUUGAAUGAGGUAUCACAAUGUAUCCACUCCAAGCUGCAGUUCCCCUCUGUAACCUAAAAACUUAUUUUAGAUCGGAUCUAGAGACCAAUUUAUCAACCAAUGGCUGAGGCCAAAUACAGUACCCAAUCUUCAGAGGAAGGGGGCUUUGAUCAUGCUUUAACAAAUGGUAGUCUCUCAAAUUCACUCAACCAUGGGAAGAAAAAAGUCCUUGCUUUGUCCGAGAUUGUGGAUCAAUUUGCGGAGAGACUCCCGAAGUUGUCACGGCUGGAUGAUUACAGUAACUCCACAGCUUACUCUGAUCUGCGAUUUAUCCAGAGACAAACUUUGUAUACACCAAAUGAACUGCUCAGAAAGGCUAUUGCAAGGAAACUGUUAGAAUAUGGAAUGAUUGAUGUCUUUACCAAAGUUUGGCAGUGUUCGCAUUAUACAGCUGUAACAUCGACAACAGCGAAAUCUGACGCUUUUAAAAAUCUACGAAAAGUCAUAUCUAUUAUUUGGAACAUAUCUGAUAUUUCUCCCGAAGUGAAUGAAGCACUGACCCAUAAAGGGGUAGUGGAACUGUUAUUAUCGGAUUUAAAUGAUCCUAAACUAUAUUCCACCGAAUUAGCCAAUGAAGAUAAGCUAUAUGUGAUAAAAGGAUACCUAGGAAUCCUACAUAAUAUCAUAAGACUACAUUUUGAUAGUAGGCAGAACUUCCGCGAUGCCAAUGCGGUGGCCAUCAUUGGAGAACACCGCAAGUCUGAAGUAUUAAUAGUCCGUACCAAAGCUGAUCUCAUAAUGUCUUACAUAAUAUCCGAACAGGAAAACGCCAUAAUAAACGCAGAUGACCGAAACAUUAUUUUCAUCAUCGGUAUCUUGCAGUCUGCGAUAGAAAGUGAGAAUCAUUUUAGUAAAAAGUUUGCAUUUCACGCGAAUGAGAUAGUGUCUGGAAUAAAUCACCUAGCCUCAAAUGACAGUAAUAAGUCCAGGAUUGUGAAGAAUGGUGUGUUGCCACUGUACGUGAGGCUAUUAGAUUGGGAAUGUACAGAAGAUGAACAGAGUCUUGCCGCACAGGGACUUUGGACAUUGGCCUUUGAUGAGACCAACAGAAGAGCUAUAAGAGAAGAAGAAGGAUGCAUACCAGCACUACAGGAGCUCGCAAGUAAAAGUAAAUCUGAAGCCGUUAUCCACGCUACCAGAGGUGCAUUAUGGGUGAUUGAAGAAAAAUGUUUUCCAACUGAAAAAAUCGUAGCUUUAGCAGAGUCCGAGUCCUUCCAGCCGCAUGUAAUGCUCAGCUACCAAUGGGGAGCCAAGGAAACAAUGAUCCGUGUUAAAGAUAAACUGAAGGCUGCAGGCUAUAAGGUCUGGAUGGAUGUAGAAAAUAUGAGUGGGUCUACCCUAGAAGCAAUGGCCCUUGCAGUUGAGAGGGCCGCAGUAGUCAUAGUUGGCAUGUCCCAGAACUACAAAGACAGCCCCAGCUGUAGAACAGAGGCGGAAUACACCUAUAGAUUACGCAAAGACAUUAUACCAGUUAGGGUACAAUCCCAGUAUACUCCAGAUGGCUGGCUUGGUAUUAUGAUAGGAACGAGGCUGUACUUUGACCUCAGCAUAGAGGACUCUUUUGAUAUGAAUGUAGGAGGAUUGGUCAAGGAGCUGGGAAACAGGGGCAGAGUGGGGCAUGAUCUCACACCAAAUCCUUACAGCAGUACUUUAACAUUUGGAAGCUCAAAAUCAUACGCUAGCACUCCCGCCAGUCAGUUAAGCAAAUCCUCUACCCAUGAUCACCUCCUGGACUCACCCUGCCCUGUGCUGGGUUGGAGAUGUGAGGAUGUUGCCCGCUGGCUAGCAGAAAGUGGUUUAGAGGAAUAUUGUGAAAGAUUCCAAGAAUUAGAUGGUGAGUUGUUACUCGAACUGAAGAAGAUGCACAGACAAGCGCCUGAGUUCUUCUUUAACACAUUAAAAGUGGACUAUAAGUUCAAACUCAUCACGAUGCUCAAGUUCACCAAAGCUUUGGAGAAGAUACAGUCUUAACCCAGACUACCAGUAGUAUUAUAGACUACAUUUACAGGGUGGGCCCAAAACAUAUAAUUUCAUAAUCAAUUUAAUUUUAUGAAUUAUCUGGGACUAAAAACAAAUCAAUUUAUAGUCAUUCUCUUGUUGAAUGUUACUGAAUUACCUAAUAUUAAAAUAUUCCAAUGAUUUUGGUCCACCCUGUAUGUGUGUACCUGACUCCUCCAGUCAUAAGGGGAGUCAUGAGUUGAGUGGCAUUAGUCAUUGGCUCAAUGUCUGUGCUACAAGUUUUCUUGGUGUGUAGUAGCGCUACUUCAUGCAAGAAUUUCCUGGUGUAGGCUUCAGUCAAUUCAUGUAAUACUUGUACUUGAAUAUUCUAAACACUUAUAUAUACUAAGUAAAAAUUGCAGUAUAUGCUCUUGAAAAGUGGAGAUUAUCAAGUUACAAGGAUUUCUACAGAAAUCCAGUCUUAUUUAAACACCUCAAAAGAGAUACAUUUGUAGCCAUGAAUACGCUUUAAGCUUAAUGAAGGUCAGUGUUAGGAAU
Owenia fusiformis is the source of this 2923-nucleotide messenger RNA. Lineage: Eukaryota; Metazoa; Annelida; Polychaeta; Sabellida; Oweniidae. The record is from the annotation of a GenBank genome assembly.